AUGAAAGAAGAAAACACAUUACAAGAUUUAAUCAAUGCAAUUCGUGAAAGUUUUAAUGCUCGUGGAACAAAAAUUCAUUCAUUUAGUGGACCAGUGAGAGAUGUCUCAUUGUCAACACCACUUAAAGAAAUGGGAAUGGAACAUUUGUUGAUGAGUAUAAUCAAUGAAACUGAAUACUCUAAGAAGAAAAAGAUGUCUCCAAAAGAAUAUAGUGAAGUUGAGAAACCAAAAGGAAGAAAAACUUCUAGAUAA
Molecule: messenger RNA, 252 nt
Organism: Entamoeba histolytica HM-1:IMSS
Lineage: Eukaryota; Evosea; Mastigamoebida; Endamoebidae
Exons: 1
Coding region: 1-252 (83 amino acids)
Source: RefSeq, a predicted model, not a curated record